Petromyzon marinus (sea lamprey) is the source of this 11053-nucleotide messenger RNA. Its product is annotated as glutamate receptor ionotropic, delta-2-like. Gene Ontology annotation, cellular component: membrane. Lineage: Eukaryota; Metazoa; Chordata; Hyperoartia; Petromyzontiformes; Petromyzontidae. The record is from RefSeq and is a predicted model, not a curated record. Gene Ontology annotation, molecular function: ligand-gated monoatomic ion channel activity; signaling receptor activity. Gene Ontology annotation, biological process: monoatomic ion transport.
CCAUGGGGUGGUUCACAGAGACCCCUCGACGCCAAAUUGCACCGUUAAGCGCGGGGAUACAGGUGCCUCCAAGCAUACAAUAACUAUUAUAAUAUCUAGUACACCCCUUGUAAUAUAUUUAGUAAUAUCGAGUGCGCGUGUUCACGCACUCAUCGCAGCGCAUCGAGGCGAGCCUCAGAAGAAGCCGCGAAAGAAAACAGCACUGUUCAUUUUUUUCGUCUUGUUUCUUUCUCACUCCUCCUCUCCUGCUUAGCGUGCACACUGGUGUGUGUGUGUCUCCCCCACCCCUGCCCCCUCUUCUCUCUCCACUCUUCCCCGCCCCUGCUUCUCCGCCACGAGCGCGCGCCGCCUGCAAGCUGCUUGCACCACCGCGCCUGACUCGCGCCGGCCGUCAGACGGAGCGCGUCCGCCUUUACCACGAGGACGCGCAUCCCGCAAAAAAAAUCUAGCGAGAGAGAGAGAGAGCGGGAGAGAGCGAGACACACAGAGAGAGAGAGAGAGCGCGCGCGCGGGAGAGAGCGCGCGCGCGAGAGAAUGAGCACGUGACCUGCGCUCGCUGCGAGAGCAUCUGGCAAUGUCUGCUCGGCCGCCACCGGCGCAUCGCUGCUGAGCUCAGUCGCCCCUCGGAUGCCGUGUUACGCAUGUUUCGGCGCUCACAGACACCGGCGGAGGAUCGGAGCGGCGUGAGCGCCCGAGUCGCGUCUCGUUCGUCCUGCGGGUGAAACUUGCGGAGCUUCGCUGGAAGAGGAGACGGGCGAUGCAAUGGGAGUAUUGGGAGCUCGCUUUCUGCUCGCUCUCGGGAUCGUGGUGAGCUGCUACGGCUCCGUGGCAAUCGGCGACUCCAUCAUUCACAUAGGCGCCGUGUUCGAGCGAACGGCCACCAAGGAUGCCGAGGUGUUCGGCCAAGCGGUGUCGGACAUCAACGGCAACGACGAGAUUCUCCAGAGCGAGAAGAUUGCCUACUCCGUCAAGUACGUGGACGGAAACAACCCCUUCCAGGCCGUCCAGGAAGCUUGCGAGCUGAUGGCCCAGGGGAUCCUGGCGCUGGUGAGCAGCACUGGCUGCAGCCAGGCGGGCGCUCUGCGUGCCCUCACCGACUCGCUGCACAUCCCUCACCUGUUCGUGCAGCGCGGGGCUGGGGGCUCCCCUCACAGCGACUGCCAGCGGCCCCGCGCGGGCCCCGGCUACACGCUGGUGCUGCGGCCGCCGGCCCUCGCCACGCAGGUGGCCCUGCGCGCCGUCACCGAGUUCCACUGGCAGCGAUUCCUCGUCUUCUACGACUCGGCCUACGACCUGCGGGGCUUGCAGUCAUUCCUGGACCAAGCGACGCGGCAGGGCCUCAGCGUGUCGCUGCAGCGCGUCGACGCUAAUGUCAGCUCCCUGCUGGCCGGCCUCUUCUCCUCACUGCCCAUUGAGGAGCUCAACCGAUUCCGCGACCUGCUGCGUCGCACCGUGCUGCUACUCAGCCCACGCAAUGCCAAGGUGUUCAUCGCCGAGGCUAUUGAAGCGAACCUGGCUGCAAUGGACAGCCACUGGAUAUUUGUUAAUGAGGAGAUCAACGACGCCGAGAUCCAGGAGCUGGCCAGCACGGCCAUCGGGAGGCUCACCGUGAUCCGACAGAGCUUCCCGGUCGCGCGCAACGCCAGCCAGCGCUGCAUUCGCAACAACCACCGCAUCUCAGAGUCCCUGUGCGGCACGGGCGACGCCAAGUCCCUCGAGGUGUCGAGCCGCUACGUGUACGACAGCGUGCUGCUGCUCGCCAACGCCUUCCACCGCAAGUUGGAGGACCGCAAGUGGCACAGCAUGGCCAGCCUGAGCUGCCUGCGCAAGAGCUCCAAGCCGUGGAACGGAGGCCGCUCGAUGCUGGACACCAUCCGCAAGCACAACCACUCUCCUGUCCCUGUCCCGUCUCCCCACCAACAGGGCCGAGUGAGUGGCCUCACAGGGAUCCUGGACUUUGGAGACGAUGCUCUCAACCACAACGUUCAGUUCGAGAUCCUGGGCACGAGCUACAGCGAGCUCUUUGGCCGCGACGUCCGGCGGCUCGCAGUGUGGGACCCGGUGCGAGGACUCAAUGGCACUUUGCGAGACCGUCGCCUCGAGAACAACAUGAAUGGCAUUUCCCUACGUGUCAUCGCUGUGCUGGAGGAGCCCUUUGUGAUGCUCGCUGAGAACGUGCUCGGCAAGCCCAAGAAGUUCCAAGGAUUCUCCGUGGACGUGAUGGAUGCCCUCUCCAAGUCGCUUGGCUUCUCCUACGAGAUCUUCAUGCCAGCCGACCUCAGCUACGGCCUACCCCAGGCUGACGGCACGUGGAGCGGCAUGAUUGGAGAGCUCCUCAACAAGAGGGCGGACGUGGCGAUCUCGGCGCUCACCAUCACUCCGGAGCGCGAGAGCGUCGUGGACUUCACCAAGCGCUACAUGGACUACUCGGUGGGGGUGGCGGCGAGGCGCCCGGCCGACUCGGCGGGGCUCUUCGCGCUGCUCAGCCCACUGGAGCCGGCCACGUGGGCGUGCCUGGGCCUAGCCGUGGGGCUCGUGGGCCUCCUCGUCUACCUGUUGAACCGCGUGACCCCGCGCCGCGAACCGCGCCACAGCCCCUCGCUCCCCGCCUCGCUCUGGCUCGUCUACGGCUCCUUCAUGCAGCAGGGUCCAGAGCUAUCGAGCAGCUCCUUGUCUGCCCGCCUGGUAAUGGGCGUCUGGUGGCUCUUUGCGUUCAUCGUCGUGUCCUCCUACACAGCAAGCCUCACCGCGCUGCUCACCAUCAACCGCAUGGACCCUCCCAUCAGGUCCAUGCAGGACCUGGUGAGGCAGUCCGAUCUGCAGUACGGCACAGUGCUGGAUUCUGCAGUGUUCGAGCACAUCAAGAUGAAAGGGUUGAACCCACUGGUUCAAGAUGGACUGUUCGCGGAGAUGUGGAAAGUGAUUGGGCGAAACAAUGGAACGGAGAACUGCGUGCGUGACCCCUGGGAUGGCAUUCGCAGGGUGAAGGCUGGCAGCUUCGCCUUCCUGUGGGACUCGGCAGUGCUGGAGUACGCUGCGCUGAACGACCCAGAGUGCAGUAUCGUCACCUUCCCCAGCACGAUGUACACCAAGGGCUACGGCAUGGCGCUGCAACACGGCAGCCCCUACCGUGAUGUCUUCUCACAGCGCAUUUUGGAGCUGCACGAGACCGGCGAACUGGAGGCCAUGCGCCAGCGCUGGUGGCCCCGCGCAGGGAAGUGCGACCCCAUGGGGCACACGAGAGAGCCGAGCGGCGGCCCGGACGGUGGCCACAUGAGCCGGGCCCUAGGCCUGCGCAGCUUUGCCGGAGUCUUCUGCCUGCUCGCCAUGGGCCUGCUGCUCGCCUGCCUCGUAGCCGUGCUCGAGAUCUGGUGGAAUCGGCGCAAGAGGCACCGCGGGCCCAACAACCAGGAUGACAAGGAGAUGGACAUGCAGCAGUUUCACCGGCGGCUCAACAGCCUGAGCCUGGAUGACGAAGCCGCUCACAAGCAAAUUCCAAGCGCCUCGGGCCCCGCGGGCGACCCCCAGUCGCACGAGAUGAUGGGCGGCGGCGGAGGUGGGGGCGGCCCCGGGGGUGGCCGCAACAUUCCCUCCGGCUCCAUGCGGUCGGCUCACGUCUCCAUGGAGCAGCCCGGUGACUACCCGCACGCUCACACCCACGUGCACGCCCACGGCCACGGCCACUCGCACGUCCACGCGCAUGGCCACCUGUCGCUGCCGCCUCCGCCGCCGCCGUCCUCCACCUGCGGGUUCCUGCCCGAUCAGGCGGGCAUGGGCCCCGCCGUUGUGGCCGUGGCCGGCAGCCGCCCCCUGCCCUCCAAGCUGAGCAUCAACCUGCCACUGGGCGGCGGCUGUGGCGUCGGGAUGAUCGGCGGAGGGAGCAUCGGAGGGCCUGGGGGGAACGUGGGAGAGCACAUGUCCGUGGGGACGUUCAAGCACCGCGCGCCCAAUGGCGGGAUGUUCCGUCAGAGCCCCAUGAAGCCCGCCACGCCUGUGCCCUUCCAGUCGCUGUCCGCCACCAUCCCGGAGGAUCCGGAAGAAACCAACCAUGGCACCUCCAUCUAGAGUUAGGUCGUAGUGGCCCGAGGCCCGGGUGGUGCUGCGGGCUGCGCAGGUGAGAUCUAGAGAGGGGAUGAAGAGCGUCAUAGUUGUGGAGAAAAUCAGGGUCGAGGUGCGCAUAUCCACAUGUGAUAAGAGAAACAAAUUUGGGAAAACAUGCGUAGGAAAUUACUCGAUUCUCUCGCUUGUCCAUUGACAAAACACGCACUUUUUACUAUAUUUGGAUUUUUUACAUUAUCAACCAAGAAAAGCUGUAAAUUCACAUCCAAUACCAAUUGAGCACACUCAGUAGGGUGAUUCAAGAGUCAUUGGGAAAACCUAGAUUACAAAAAUAAUCUUCAAAGAUUUUUUUUUCUGUUUUUAGGUGGAAUUAAGUCAAUCACAUGGUAUUCUGAAAUGCUCUAAACGGCAAACAGAAUGAACAUGAAAAGGAAGAUUCUUGUGCCACUCACUGGUGAGAUAUUUCAUUCCUUUCAUUUUAGAUUAUUAUAUAAUUUAAAUCCAUGAAAAUAUGCUGUAUCUAGCAUAUAGCCUGGCUUUUUCCAAGUGACAAAAUAUUUCAUUAAACGUUUUUAAUAUGGCAACUGCCAUCAAAUUUUAUUGGAGAUCCCUUGUCAUAUUCUUUUGGAACACAAUCUUAACUGGAAAUAUUGCAGAAAUAUUAUUUACCCAUUUAUACCUCGGGCUGAUAGUAAAUAUUAUACGAUAUGCUUUGGAAAAUGUUGAAUUCAGUGCCAGCCGCAUAACUUACCCGAUGUUUGUGAUAAUCCACGUAAAGCGUGUAAUAAAGUAACAGAAUAGUCAACAUCACUGUCCUAAAAUGUAAUCUAAAGCCAUCACUAUGAGGCAACACGGUGUUUCAUGAGUGAUGAUAUGCUAAUUAUAAAUGACGUCACUAUUACCAUCACUGAAUUGUCGGGUCACUUGCAUGUUGUCCACAUCGUGGAGCCUAUGGAUUUACCAUUUGUGUUGGCAAAUCCCACAGCUUUAUAAAUGUCUGCAUGGACUAUUUAUCUUCACACUGUUGCUAAAUUACAUUUUUAAGCAUAGGUUAUUUAGGUUUUUGGAUACUCCGGAGGUAAUUAUGCUGCAUUUAAUUGCAUUUUAGGACACGAUUUGAUUCCAGCUGAAAUACAAUGCUCAAUGAAGGAUCUGAAUUUGUAUUCCACAGACAUACAACGUUCAAUAAAAAGGCCAUUCUCUCAGCAAGAUAAUACACAGUUGCAGUGUCAAACAGCUGUGUAUGUGAGAUCCUCAUGUUGAGACAUACCAAUGAAACCGUGUUGUUUUAUUCGCUAGCGUCUGCAUAAACUGGCUCUAAGUCUGAGACAUAAUCUCACGAUGCAGAUUAAUGUUGUUAUUUUUUUAAGAAACGUGCAGGAGAAAAAUGAACGACAAAUUUAGCAUGAUCCAUCGCGGUGCCCUCUGUUGUGCUUUGAGAAACAGAGAGCAAGAACAUUAGGAAUAUAAUGGCCGCAAGUGAAGUCGUGAUGAGUGUUAUUGUUUCACGUCUACUGGAUGUUAGUUGUCACAUCUAAUGAUUUCACGCAUUUUCUCGAAUGCCGAGGCUGCCGUUCUGCUCAUAAAACACAUCGUUCGCUGGCAGACUACUUUGAAGUGUUAAUGCUCUAGAAGGUAGCUGAUUGAAUAUUCACUAUUCAAGAUGUUCAAAGAUGCUUUGUGAAAAAUGUUGACAAAAAAUGCUAACUUUCUCGGACACUUAUUUUAGCAUUAUUUUGUUUUACGUUCCUUCAAGAUCCUCUUUAAAAGUUAAAUUGUUGGACAAAGUUGCCAAACGGCGACGGUAGCAGACCUUACCAAAGGUACCCGUGGAUACGUCACGAAGAGCAGCGGCGUUGGUGGGAGACGGCGGCAAGCACCGCAAAGGAUCACUUGGCAUUCUGAAGCUCACAGCAUCUGUAUUGAUGUGACACACCAGCAUACCAGUGUUCUAGGGUCAACAUUUAGAGUGUUUGAAAAGCUUAAUUUAAUAACCGCCGAAAGGCCCCGUCCAUUCUUUACACAGAAGAACAUUUGACUCACACAACAAAUGUCAAUUGCAAGAGGUCAUUGCAUGGAUCUGUGCCUGCAUAUUGCAGUGUUAUUCAAGGUGUGUUUUGAGAUUCCAUCAACCUUGCUUUAAGGACUGCAAAGCUGCAGGGCUGCACUCGUACACACGUGUUCACGUGAAGCACUUUGGGCACAGACUGUAUAAUGGAGGUCACUUUUCAAGGACAAUAGAUCACUCCGCCCAGCAGGAAAAAACAAACAUUUUUUUUAAACUCACACAAAAUGUAACGAACCAAUGAGGAGUUAAAUUUCACAAUAUCACAAAAGAAACAUUUAUUUUAAAAGUAACUUGUAAACGUCUAUAUUGAGAAAUUAAAAUGUCGUAAGUCUGUGAGCCACUGAACACAGUAGCCUGGCAAACAAGAAGAUAGAGAAUAGUGGAGAUGACAUACUCGAUUCCCAAUCACUUUGCAACCAUAGGAAUUCAUUGAAAUUCAGAUUUGCUUUGCUGUACUCAAAAUACAUUUCUAACAGACACCACUGACUUCUCCAUGUGCCAAGAAUGUCUAUAAAAGUCUUUAUUAAACUGUACAUUUUUAUGACUGCUCUUGAAGAAAAUGAAUUGUGAGAUGUUGCAGAAACCUGCUAUAAAGCUGUCUCUUUUUAUGAUAUUUUCUCUUUCUCUUGUGUGUAUGUGUGUGCGUGCGUGCGUGCACGCGUGCGUGAAGUGUACGUGUGCGUCAUCCCACAGCAUAUGAAGCUGCCAUUUAAAAUUAACCAGAUUAUUUUACCGACAGUGUUUGUUGUUUUGAGCUCAUUGGAAUUUUCUUGAAAGGAAUGGAAAGCUCACAAGCGGCCUUUGUACAGAAUAUGUUAUAGAUAAACCAUGUACUAUAAAGUUACUGAUUUUGCCCUCCCGCUUUGGUAACACUUUUGUUUUUGCUUGCGUAUAAAUGUACGUCCAGAUUAACUUUUAACACCCGUGGAAAAUAGUGUUUAAUGAUCGGAUUGAAACGUGAAACACAUCGUUUUGUUUAUUUUCUGUUUUAACGGUAUGGUUGGCAAAAGAAGUGAUAUUUGAAUUGCCAUAGGUAGCUGUUGAUAUAAUUCACAAUGUACAGUAUGUUUUUAUAAAGUAUAUUUUGCUCUGUGUAAGUUUUUUGUGUGCAUUGAAUAAUUUUAAGACUUUACAAGAUGCUUUAGGUCAUUCUUGUGCCGAUUGGUGAGGAAAAAAAACAUACCUUUGUAGCAUUUUGUGUGUUGGUGCUUCAAAUUAAAUGUUAAUACAUCAAGGAGAGUGCAGAUCUUUUAAAUUGUUAAAACCUACUUGGAUAGCGUGUGCUGUAUAGACAGAAGGCUGCGGUAACAUCAGCAGCCAUUAAAGUGCAAUGAGUUCUGCCUGGAGCCAAGUUCACACAGAGGUCUCAGAGGUAUACCGUAGGAUGUUCAGUAUGUGGUGGCUUUAGCUUGAGGCAUGCAUGUAUGUUGAACUUGUAUGUACGUUGAACUUAUUUCGCACCGUGCAUAGCCAACCGUGCUAAUCGGAGGUGCGGGGGGAAGGACGACAAGCUAAACACAGAAAGCAGUUUUAAAGGAAUUCGUUUUCAAUCUAGAUUUAGAAGGGCAUGGCUUCCAGUGGCCUCAUAGUAUCGGAAGGAAGAGCGUUCCAGACGGCCGCAGAAGCGCACCUGAAAGCGCCGCGAUGAAGUGUCCGUCUUUGUUCGAUUUGCGAGACAAAAGCCGCUGCUGCUGAUGCUGUAAGGCAUCUUUGGAGCCGGCCACCAAAACGUUCGCACAGAAAAUGUCAAUUUAGGUGAUUCUUGCACGAUCACGGAUUUGAGAAUGUGUUGGAUUUCGUGAAAGACAACAAUGACAUUAACAGGCCAGGUUGCCCAAAAGUGACAUAAACCAUCCGUCGUGUCACGUGGAAUUCGGCCGUUGUACGUUGUUCGCGUCUGGGUAACUACGUACUAUAAUUUUCUUUCAAACUUAAUUGAGGAGGACGUUGACAACUUAUUUCCCGCUAGUAAUUGUUUUUACAAAUGUAAUGAAAUAAAGCACAAAUCAACGCACCAAUAGAGUGUUCAACAAGGGUUUAAAUUAUUCUACAAGGGUUUAAAUUAUUCCACGAGGGUUGCGUGCAUUUUAGCGAACAGAAUAACCUCACAGUGCAAAACUUGCGAGCAAAAGUGUUCACGCCAGUAUCAAUUAGGGUUGUGACUGCGAAUGCGGUGACGUUGCGAAUUUACGCAGUGCCUCCCGUGGCAACGCCAAUGUUAAAAGCCACCCUUUGAUGACGCUAAUUAACACACUUUAGACGCGUUACCCAGUCCGUUGAUCAUACUGCCAUCGAUCAAAAAAAAAAGUUUAAUGAAAACACCCAUUUCAUAACUAGACAUUCGUUUCUCAUUUUAACAUGCAUUGACAUUUGUAUACGCGCUUGGUGUUUCAUGUUUCGUAGAUGAUGCUGUUUAAGUCACCAAAGCUUUUUUCAUAUACAUUUGUAAGUAAUGACCAAUGAGUGGGAGUUUGAAUUAACAAAUGCUGUGUAGCAUUUAAAGAAUAUAGUAGUGCAUUAUGGUAGAGUGUUAAAAAAAAAAAACACAUUUUAGAUUGAAAAUUUAAUGUGGUGCAGAAGCGAAUGACAUGCGUGCUUAUGCGGCGUACAUACACUUUUGACAAAACAAAUGAAAUCCUAAGUACCGUACACUUGUGCAGAGAUUGAAUACGAUUGUGAAGAUUGAUGGGCGGUAAUGGCAUCAUGCAAUGAUCCAGCAAGAAUUAUAAUAAAUCAGGAAAGGCAGCUCUGGGUCCUUGUUUAAUAAGAAGUGCUGAUGCGUGAGAUAAAGUAAAGCGCCAGGCUACGAGGAUAAUACUGGGCAUUCAGCACUGGAGGUGGCAGUGAUGCUCACGACGGACAAUGACAAAUGACGCUUUCGCAUUAUCGGAGGGAAAAUUAAUAAGCGGGGACGUAAUUCACAUUUUGAUUCCUAGGGUUGGGUAGAGUACGAGAUGAUUAAAAUCCAAAAGCAACACACAUUUUAUGGGACGAUAUCAUUAGGCAUAAAUACAGAGGAAAGAUGCUGCAUUCUGAAUUCAAACAAUAAAAUUGAGGUCCCUAUGAUUGCAACCCAUGCAGUGAAUGUAAUUAUGAGUUACGGUUUAUUCUUUGGAUGAUCAAGUAUAAAUGUAAUAUGUUACCAAUGAACCAUUUACGGUGCGUGUGUGAGAGUAUUGAAACACUAAUAUUUUGUUCCUUAUUCUUAACAUGUUAUUAAUUUGAGGAAUAUGCGUUGUUUCCUAACCAGAUAAUAGGUCAUAUGACACAAAAGACGCAACUAAAGAGGCUAAAUAAAAUAAAAAUGCACUGCAUAAUUGUAGCAUUGUGACUUUGCAGACCGAUUGCUGAUAAUAUUCAUCAGUGUUCUCAAUCAAUUGAAAAACACUUUUAAAGAAUCAUGGUCCGUGAUUUAUAUUUUUAAAAAGAAUUCCCUGAAAUUCACGCUUGAGUUUCUGUCCUUUCCGGAGCAUUUUAAAGUAAUAAUUUCUCUGUGGCUAAAUUUUGAUUUAAAGCUUUCGUGACUGCAGGGAUUCAUAUUCUUGGUUCUUUUGGUAAAGGCACGUAGAAGGGAAACAAUAAAAUAAUAAAAAUAGUAUUAUUCCCUUCUACGUGACUUUACCGAAAGAACCAAGAAUAUGAUUCUCUGUGGCUGUCAGUGCUGCUGUCUGUCACUCUGUGCCCACGGUAACACUUGAACCCUUGACCAAUCAUGAUGACAUUUUUGAAAAUGGGCUGCGACCACAAUACCUCACAAUUGCCUUUUUUGGUCAAAAGUUCAAAGAUGUGGGGUCACAGUGUUUCACAAACAUGUUUUAGGCCGUGUGUUUGUCAAACCCACAAUAUUCUUUCGACUGUUCUGUUGUCGGCUUUCAGAAAGAGAAAAAAACUGAGACAAUUCCUGUCGACACUAUAUCGCUCGGUGAGGAUUGCUUUUCAAAGUAAAAAAAAAGAAGGCCCUGUGUGUUGAGGUCAUGGGUCUGUCUGGGGCAGUGACAGGGAAAGCACUUAACCACAGUGGUACGUGGAAGCUCAAUAGCCAACGGUUUAGUUACAACUGCAUUUGCCUUGUAAUAUUGCUAUGCCCAUGUCUUGCUAUGAGUAUAUGUGAGCAUAUGUGAAUAAGCAGACAUUUUAUAGUGAAAAGAAUAUGUAUUUUAGAAGUGAAAUCAGCUAGGACACACACCCAGUAGAGGGGACAUACUGUGCAUAAUCAUCUUUGUUGCCUACCUUUGUUCUUAUUAAAUUUCAAUAAUUGUUCUGAGUUUAGUAAUAGAAAAGAGGAAUAGAAGCUUGCACCUUGUCAACUUUAUUUUCAAACAUUUCAUAGCCACACAAAAGGUGAAAACUAUUUCGCUGUGGAUAUGCAGUCUAAAAAGCAUAAUUUUUUUUUAAUGUUCUAUUAUUGUCGAAGGGAUUAUAUUUUAAAUGCUUGUGUGCCAUUUCAAUUCACAGACACUAAGAUUACCCAACCACUAUAGGUAUUUUUUUUUUCAACUUUAAAAAUCGGUUUUGCAAAUUACAAAACACAACUGUUCACAAUUCGAACCGACAGUGUCGUGAUGAAUCCACUCGGAUGACCUUGGAAGGCCUCACUUUUUUGAUAGAAUUUCUGUACAAAGCGGCCCACUGCUUAAGCAUCCGCGCUUUUUUUUGCAGCUGCUGCUGCUGCUGCCGAUGAAUGAGUGUGGGUUGGGAACAACGUGGCAGGUGGUAUGGAUAAUUGUUGGUUGUUUCAAAGGCGGAGGUUUCAGUGGGAGGAGAGGGUCGCGUAAAAGGGGAGAUGGCAUACGUGGUGACGAUUUUUGUUGUUCAUUGGCUCCCAUGACUCGCAACAUUUUGCCCCGGGCCUGCUAUCAAUUUGGAAAUCAUUGUUUCUGUGAAAAUACCUUUCUAUCAAUAAAACCAUCACCAUUUUGCAAUGAU